Molecule: messenger RNA, 909 nt
Organism: Pimephales promelas (fathead minnow)
Lineage: Eukaryota; Metazoa; Chordata; Actinopteri; Cypriniformes; Leuciscidae
Source: RefSeq, a predicted model, not a curated record
AUGGGAACACCCAAUGAAACCAGAUCAGACCUGCAGUCAGAGGACAGAGUGUGUCCUGAUCCAAGGACAUUUCAGCCUCGUCCCAGAAGACUGCUAUCAGCCGAUGGAAAGACUCUAGUAAACCUGUGGUUCAUCCCUCAUCAUACAGAAGUGCUGCUCAUGUUCAGGGCUCUGGAGGAGAAGGAAUGUCAUCAGGCUCUUCAGAACACACUGCAGAUUAUUUCAGCUCUUCAUGACAUUGUCUAUUACUUGGUGAGCUUUGCUCGGCUGGGGAAUCCAAAUACUUCCUUCAGUCCCGACAGCGCUCAGAGGCUCACAGCGGACUGGGGCGGCUUAGAGAGCAUCGGGGCUGAACUGUGGGACGUCCAGCGACAGAUUGACUCUCUCUGUGAGCCCAGAAGUUCAGAGAAUGUCGGGCGGCUCCUGCAGCUACACAGGGAUGUGCUCUUCCUGCGCUUCGAUACCGCAGUGCGCUACAUGAUCAGGGAGAUGUUCCUCUCCUCUGGAAACCUCUCGGCCUAUCAGAGCGUGAGUGAAAACAUGAGCCACGCCCUCCCUAUCAUGAGUGACAGCGCGCUGAGAAAAGCCAGUUUCCUCCCUGUUCCUCAGCCGUUAGAACCGGCUUGCCUUCAGGCCCAAAAAUGGUAUCCAUGGAGAUCUUUUCUUGCAAUCUAUGGAUCGCACCCUUUCAUCAUAUGGGACGUCUCCCAGAUUGAGCAUUACAUGCAGCUCUGCCUCUGUGAUCUGAAUGACCGCUGUAGAAUGGAGGCUAAUGGGGCGAUACUGGGCGUAUCUUUGAUCAUUGAUGAUGUGCUCAGUAGUGGAAGAGAUGCAGCGCCCCUCCGGCUACAGACCACGGGAGACCCCGACAUCACUGCGACGUUCGAUAGAGAGGAUGAGAAUGCAUGA